Molecule: messenger RNA, 1617 nt
Organism: Physella acuta
Lineage: Eukaryota; Metazoa; Mollusca; Gastropoda; Physidae
Product: protein SLC31A2
Biological process (GO): copper ion transmembrane transport
Cellular component (GO): membrane
Molecular function (GO): copper ion transmembrane transporter activity
Source: RefSeq, a predicted model, not a curated record
GCUUACUUAUUACUUAUAAUACUAAUUAACAAUUUGAACAGAAUAGAUUCUAUUAGAAUCAGGAUAUUUAAAUAUUUCUAUAAACGAGGAGCUGCUGUCAGGCUGAUAGCAGUCAAUACAGGAUUGUCUUUGUUAUUUGGAAAAAAAUUAGAUUACAGAAAAGCCUUGAAAAUGAUGGGAAUGUACUUCGACACGGGUGUCAAAAUGAGUGACAUUUUGUUUGCUGGAUGGGACACCAACUCUAAUACUGAUGUGGUCAUUGCAUCGCUGAUAUCAUUCCUCAUCACAAUCUUGUUUGAGGGCUUGAAAACUUUCAAAUCUUUCAUCAUACUCAUGAGAAAAAAGAAGCCUACAUUUUCUGGAACAUCAGGCAUUGAGAUUAGAGAAUCACAGACCAACCUUCUUGCCUCCCUAGAUAAUCCUGACCCUAACCAGAUCAGAAAGUGGAGGGCAAUAAUUUUUCUUGUUGAAAGUUUCAUCCAUGUUGUGAGUUUCUUUUAUGGCUACCUGCUGAUGUUGAUUGUGAUGACCUACAGUGUUUGGUUUGUUCUGGCUGUAGUUAUAGGGUCAGGCUUUGGAUAUUUCAUGUUCCACCCCAUAAGCCUACACCUACAAUUUAAAUACUCCUCACGUGCCAAGAAGGACACGACUGCCAGUUGCUGCAGUGGUAAGGCUACACCCAGCAUAAACACAGAAUUUGAAGAAACAUCCAGAUUGCAGAGUCAGCAAAGAAGUUACAACACUAUUUCCCAAGAACCCAACUAGAUGCAAAACAGCUAUUUAUUUAAUGUUUUUUUUAAGAUGUUAUACUUUAAUGAACUUGCCUAACCAUUACGUAUUAUGUUGAUUUUUAAAUUGCGCUAAUGUAUUGUUUGUCCAUACUUUAUUGUUUAAUUACCUGGUGGCUUUUUAAAUUUUUUUUUAUAUUCGUACAUUACCAUAUGUUAACAGUUUUAAUUUAUUUCUCUUGCUUUAAAAUAUGCUUUGGUUUAUUUAUGUUUCAGCUUCUAGAAAAACGCUUAUGUUUUGUCCAUAAAAUAAAUAACCUUUUUUAUUGACCUAAUUUUAGUGGACAUCAUUUGACACGUUGGCAACUUUAAUAUUAUAUGCAUUACUCUUUUUAUUGUUUACAGGUGCAAAUAAGACAAAACCAACAUUGAUAUUAAAGUAUUCUUUUUAUAGACAAACAACAUUCAUUAAUUACGUCUAUAAAAAAAUUCAAUUUUUUUAAUAAUCACUUGAAUUUUAUUCAUUUUUUCGCACUGUAGAAUAGCAUUUUAUACCUCAAUAUUUAUCUAUGAUUGGACAUUGUGGUCAAAUGGAAUAGAGUGUGAUUGCUAACAUAAGUCUUGAGAUCAUUUUCCAGGCUGGAAUAAAAACUAAAUACAUAAAUUUCCCUUGCUCAUUUGGGUCCUGAAUUAUGAGUAGGAAUGUAAAGAUAGCUAAAACCACACAUUUACAUCUUAGGCCAAGAUCAUGAGACAGUAGAAGUAGGUGAUCUCCUGUUACAUCUGCUGUUUAGACUACAGGUCUGAAACUCUGGGUACUUAUCUAGAAAAAAGAUUUGUAUAAAGUUAGUUGUUUCUGUUAUUUGAAGAAUAUGUUACUUGAAAUAAA